This is a messenger RNA of Sphaerodactylus townsendi, 4623 nucleotides long. RefSeq names its product gastrula zinc finger protein XlCGF57.1-like. Gene Ontology annotation, molecular function: DNA-binding transcription repressor activity, RNA polymerase II-specific. Gene Ontology annotation, biological process: negative regulation of transcription by RNA polymerase II; regulation of cytokine production; regulation of immune system process. The record is from RefSeq and is a predicted model, not a curated record. Bases 298 to 2469 code for a protein of 723 amino acids. Lineage: Eukaryota; Metazoa; Chordata; Lepidosauria; Squamata; Sphaerodactylidae. The transcript has 6 exons.
GUUUGCUUCCGCUUCAAGAAAGAGAGCCAAGACGGGCUUCAGAGAUGCAGCCCGUAGGAAGAGCCUUGUAGCGGCAUCUUGGAAGGUUUACUCGCAAGGAAAAGCCUCUGUUCAUAGCCAAAUGAGUAAAACUCUCUUUCCACAGUUGGGAGAGUGAAUCGAUAGUAGGGGAAGGAGAUGGAAAAGGAGGAUACAGAAGGACCUGGCCAGAUAGCCAAGAAAGGCCUCCAUGUCAACCAAGCUGGAAGUGAUGCUGUAGUUUGGCAAUGAGCUGCAUCAGAUAUCCUGCACCGAGACAUGAUGAACUCAGAUGUACGUAGGCUGUCCUUCCGGCAAUUCUGUUAUCAUGAGGCUAGUGGGCCCCGAGAGGUUUGUGGACAGCUCUAUGGACUUUGCAACCUCUGGCUGAAGCCGGAAAAGCUUACCAAGAAGCAGAUCCUGGACCUGGUGAUCCUGGAGCAAUUCCUGACCAUCCUGCCCCAGGAAAUGCAGCUCUGGGUUAGGGGAUGCCAGCCGGAGACCAGUUCUCAGGCAGUGGCCCUGGCUGAAGGUUUCCUUCUGAGUCAGGCAGAGGAGAAGAGGCAGGCAGAACAGCUUUUUCAGAUGUGGGGACCAUCCAUGCAGAUUGAAGCUAAGUUCUCUGAAAUGCAAAGAGCUCCAUUGGAGGAUUGGCAGAGGGAACAGGGAAAGAAGCAGGCCCAAGAUGCCCUCUUAUGUGGCAAUGAAGAGACUGUGUUGAUCCGUUCUCUUUGCAGAGGUGUGGAAACAACUGCUGCACCUCCUGGCCAGUGUCCGAUUUCCUUUGAGGAGGUGGCUGUGCAUUUCACCAAGGUAGAAUGGGCAUUGCUGGAUCCAGGCCAAAAAUCGCUGUACAGAGAAGUCAUGUUGGACAACUAUGGGAGCAUGGCCACCUUGGCAGGGGAUGAUCAAUGGAAUAAGGGGGAUAAGGAACUCAACCAGCUAUUGCCAAAUAAAGUCAUGAAGGACAACUUGAAAGGAAACAUCAGUAAUAAAGGCAGAUCUAAGAGACGGAAAGGAAGUCAUGUGCUCAAGAAGAGGAAUAAACCUAUUUCUGGCCAAGGGCAAAAUUUCCAUGAAUUAAUCCACAUGGUGGAGGAAGUAUGUAACUGCUUGGAGUGCGGAAUGAACUUUUCAGAACAAACUCAAUAUAAUAACCAUUUGAAAAUGCACAGCAGAAAGAAGACUCAUCAACACUUGGAAUGUGGAAAGAGCUUUUUUUGCAGAUCAGAGCUUUUUACACAUCAAAGAACACAUACAGGAGAGAAACCUUAUACCUGCUCAAAUAGUAGCAAGAGGUUUUCACAGAAAUCAGACUUUGUACAGCACCAAAGAAUUCAUUCAGGAGAGAAGUCAAUUAUCUGCUUGGAGAGGGGAAGGAUGUCCUCUUGUGGAAGAAAGGGUAAUAUACUUUUUCAAAAGCAUACUGUAAUGAAAGGGCGUAAAUGUUUUCGAUGUGGAAAGUGCUUCAAAUACAGAUCACACCUCCUUUUGCAUCGUAGGAUACAUAAAGGGGAAAAACGUUUUGAAUGCUCAGAAUGUGGAAAAAGAUUCUGUCACAGUUCCAGUCUCCAACAGCAUCAAAGAACCCAUACAGGGGAGAAACCUUUUGAAUGUGUAGAGUGUGGGAAAGGAUUCAGUCGGACUGACAAUCUUCAUCGUCAUCAAAGAACCCACACAGGGGAGAAACCUUUUGAAUGUGUGGAGUGUGGAAAGAGAUUCACGCACCAUGGUAAUCUUCAAGAUCAUCUAAGAAUCCACAAAGGGGAGAAACCUUUCGAAUGCUCACAGUGUAAAAAGAGAUUCAGUCAGCGUGGUGAUCUUCAAAAGCAUCUAAGAAUCCACACAGGGGAGAAACCUUUUGAAUGCUCAGAGUGUAAAAAGAGAUUCAGUCAACGUGGCACUCUUCAAGACCAUCUACGAACUCAUAGCGGGGAUAAACCUUUUGAAUGCUCAGAGUGUGAAAAGAAAUUCAGUCAUCGUAGCACUCUUCAAAACCAUCUAAGAACUCAUAGUGGGGAGAAACCUUUGGAAUGCUCAGAGUGUGGAAAGAAAUUCAGUCACCGUAGCACUCUUCAAGGCCAUCUACGAACUCAUAGUGGGGAGAAACCUUUUGAAUGUUCAGAGUGUGGAAAGAGAUUCAAUGAGAGACGCAAUUGUGAGCGACAUCGAAGAACCCACACAGGUGAAAGACCUUUUGAAUGCUCAGAGUGUGGAAAGAGAUUCAGUCAACAUGGCUAUCUUCAACAGCACCUAACAACCCACACAGGGGAGAAGCCUUUUGAAUGCUCAGAGUGUGGAAAGAGGUUCAGCCAGCGUAGCUAUCUUCAACAGCACCUAACAACCCACACAGGGGAGAAACCUUUUGAAUGCUCAGAGUGUGGAAAGAGAUUCCGCCGCAGACAUGGCUGUGACAGGCAUCUAAGAACACACAGAAAGGAAAACUUUUGAAUGUUAUUAAUGUGGGAAAACAUUAUGAACUGCAUCUAGGAACCCACACAAGGGAAAAACCUUUGAAUGAUGAGAGUGUUGAAAGAUUCAGUCAAAGAGGCAGUCAUGGAACAGCAUCUAAAAACUGACACAAGGGAAAACCUGUUGAAUGCACAGAGUGUGGAAGGAGAUUCAAUCAGCAUGUCAGUCUUCAUGACAACUACAGAAAUAGAAAGUAUUGAAACCACUUGCAAAGAGCUUGCAUCUGCACAGAAACUUCAGACUGUGGAAAGACUUUUAGCUGUGAUUGAAACCUCAAACAGAUUGCACAGGGGGGAAAAUAAGGAUGGGCCCUAAGAGUAGAAGGAGAUUCAAGAUGAACUCCUAGCUCCUUAAGCAUCGAAUCCAUACAAGGGACCGGGCAGCAAGCCAACAAGGGAGUAAGAUGCCAGCCAGAUACUCUUCACAUCUGCUGUGUUAUCUGUGCUGAUAAUUGAAUGUAUAGUUAUGGAACACCAUACCUCUACUGCUGCAUUAGCUCUUUGUUAACUCAUAAGAAACAAGAAUACUUCACCAAAAUCCUCCCAAUCAACCAAUGGUUAGGUCUUGGACCAGUAAUCAAUAAGUGGACUCUUGAUAUACAAUCAGUAAUCUUUAUUGAGGUGGCAACAAGCACUCAGCAUCAGGAAACCAGUUUUGUGGAACUUGGCUUCUACUGUCAUAUUUAUCCCCCAUAAUACUCCCCUAAAUUCCCUCCUCCCAAUUUCCCAGAGAAUGCGUGAAAGUGAGGUGUGAAAAGACUUGUUUUGAAACUGAGCGUCCCAAGGCCAUGAGACAGAUAUCCUUCUGCUGAACUGCCCCUGCAGACUCCAGUACUUCCUCCUCCCCUUCCCAGGGUGCCGAACAGAGUUAGCCAAGUUAUCUACAUAUGUAAGCAUAUAGAAACAGUUCAAACAGAAAGAGGUCCAUUAACUUAUCAUAGGUUACAUUGAAGGAUGCACCAUCCCCAGUGCACCAGCCCCUUUGCCCAGGUGUUGAUCUUUGCACCUUGUUCCCUGCAUUUGUUUGAUGCCAGGAAAAGGCAGGUGCCAUUCCUGACAUGAGUACAGAAUUAAUAACAUACAAUAUAAUGAUAGUGGGGGGAGAGAGCAUGAAGACUCUUCAGCAGAAGAAGAACUGCAUCUAGGAACCCACACAUGACAGAUAUCUACAACCACUCUGCUACUGGUGCAAACAAUGUGAACAGCCAGCAUCCUUAAUUUACAAACUCUUUAUCUGACAAACAGUUCUAGAGCGGUAUCCACCAAGCCUAAUUCCUACUCAAAAAAUUCUGCUAGUUGGAUUAACUGGGGUUGGAAGUGGAAAGUUGUGUUCCCCAACCCAACAACUGAGUAAGUUCAAAAGAAUCAGCAUCCAGUAUUGUGGAAAUGGGGAUGUAUGCUUGGAGUUGGCAGGCCAACAUUGAGAGUUAGUUUCCCAGUCCCAGUUAUCCUCCUCACCUACCCUCACAUUCUCCCAGACAGAAUCAGGAGGGAUUCCCUCCUGCUCAGAACAUCUCGCCUCCCCCAACCUCAGCUCCAGGAACCAGAAAAGACCUGGAGUAAGCCUUGGCCUGGGAUGUCCCCAACUCUGGUGCCUCAGAGCCCACUUGAAUUCCUCCACUUGAAAUUAUGCAUUUAUUGAGAACACAAAGAAAAUUCAUUUUUCAUCUUGCUACUUGAGUUUGCAAAUGUAUGUAUGUUAGAGUUGCCAAGAGCCCUGAAAGGCAAAAAUAUCCUGCCCCUUUCAGAGACUUAUUGGCCAAUUACCCAUGGGUGCGUCAGGGCAAAAAAUUUGCCCAGUACCCUUCCUCUCUGGCACCAGGAGCAGAAUCACAUAAGGGCAAGAUUUCUUGUCCUGAUACACUUCCUCUUUCUCCACCUGUGCUUCUCACUUUCCCCGUGGAAAGUGACAGCACUUCUGGUGCGACUUUUGCGUCAAAGCAAGGGCAGGGCAGAGCCGGCCGUGGGUAAUCAGCCCAUGUCUGGAAAUGGUCAAUAACAAUAAUGGGACAGCACACAUUUCUUCCAGGCAGUUGGAAACCUGUAAGGAUUGUUUUUGUAAUCACUUAGAAAUCAAAGCUCAGCUAAGAAAGGAGCAUAGCUCAGUAAAGAGAUUGUUAUUUGUAUCAGGCAA